AUGAUGCAACGACUGAAGGAUACGCGCUACAAGCUCUCAGGCGCAAUGUCCUCUAGCAACAACAACGACGGUGGGCUCCAGCACCUGCGCAACGCAACCGACGAUGACGUUCCCGCUGUCACGUACAACAACCCGAGCCUGUCGAUGCACAGCAUUCUCCUGCACUCGGCUGUCAUCUUCUUUACCUUCCUCGCCAUCUGCACAAUGGCGGCUGUGGCGGCUUUCCAGGGAAAGUGGUUCGGCGUCUCUGGAGGAACAGGCUUUACGCUGUUCCUCCUCUUGCUUGCCUUUUUGCUUAUUAUCGUCAUCUUCUCCAUCCCCUUAAUUUAUCACCGCUGGGACAAGGGACGCAACAUCGCAAGGUUCCUCGCGCAACCACGCGCAAUGUUCAUCCUCCACGCGUUCGGGACGAUCCUUCAGGCUAUCGCGACCUUCAUCGUGACCAUCAGCGCCUGGAGCAACCCGGGCUGCAAGAACCCCGAUGAUGACAAGCACGCCAAGGACCUGGGAGACGACUACAAGAACGGCCUCGGCAGUUGGUGCCGUACGAAGAAGGCGUCCGCAGUCAUCGACUGGCUCGCUCUCGCCGCGUGGGUCGGCCUUCUCAUCUUAUCCGGCCUCGCGUUCCGCAAGGACCGCCAGGACCACAGGGAGCCCGCUUUCAUCCCACCGUCCUCACCCACCCGCCUCGAGUCCGGCAUGGACCGCCCUUACUCGAGCGUCGGUGACGACGACGUCUUCGCAGACAAGUACGAGGCCUCGCCGGCACCCCAGCGUGUCGACGACGUCUACGCCCAGCCGCGGCCUUACAGCUACGGCCGCCCCGGUGUGUUUGCGCAGCAGGAGCAGGCGGCCAUGUCGCGUCCCAGUGUCGACGCGUAUGGUGCGUUCGACGGCGACAUGCCUGGUGCCCGCAUGGAGCAAAGCCGCACUAUGCAGAUGGCAUACAGCGACCCUUAUGCAGAUGUGCGUGCCCAGGUCAUGGCAGAUGGCGGCUUUGGCCAGCCAACACCGCCUCUGCAGCAGGCCAACUUUUCCUCACACUCGCCGGCACCUGGGCGGCAAGGCUACCCUGGCUACUAA
This is a messenger RNA of Cutaneotrichosporon cavernicola, 1083 nucleotides long. RefSeq lists its product as uncharacterized. Bases 1 to 1083 code for a protein of 360 amino acids. Lineage: Eukaryota; Fungi; Basidiomycota; Tremellomycetes; Trichosporonales; Trichosporonaceae. The transcript has 5 exons. The record is from RefSeq and is a predicted model, not a curated record.